Messenger RNA from Pseudoliparis swirei, 3330 nucleotides. RefSeq names its product F-box/WD repeat-containing protein 7-like. The record is from RefSeq and is a predicted model, not a curated record. The transcript is spliced from 13 exons. Lineage: Eukaryota; Metazoa; Chordata; Actinopteri; Perciformes; Liparidae. Bases 182 to 1852 code for a protein of 556 amino acids. Gene Ontology annotation, biological process: ubiquitin recycling; proteasome-mediated ubiquitin-dependent protein catabolic process. Gene Ontology annotation, cellular component: nucleus; cytoplasm. Gene Ontology annotation, molecular function: ubiquitin binding.
GAGUCGGUCCUCCUCAGUGGAUCCCGAAGCAGCAGCGCGAGCGCAGCACGGACUCGUUCCGCUCCCCAGAUGAUCGAUGUCACACGGAUCGAUGGAUCUCGUUUGAUGUCGAUAUAUUAAGUUGUUCUCAUCUCUCCUCAUCUCUCUUCCGGUGAGCUCGUGCUCGGGCUCGCGCGCAGCCAUGGGCUUCUACGGCACCUUGAAGCUCAUCUUCUACAAAAUGAAGAGGAAGAUAGACCACGGUCCAGACGGCCGGCCGUUCCCUUCCGGGAAGAAGUGCUGCAAAGGAUACCUCCGUCCCGCUUGUCUGGGUCAGACCACCACGCCGACCACGUUCGGCGACCUGCGGCUGGCCAACGGGCACUCGGCUCAGCGGCGCCGCGUCACCUCCGGCCCGCCGCCCUCCGGCCUCCAGGACUGGCUCCACACCUUCCAGGCCUGGAGCGGCCCUGAGAGGCUAUUGGCUCUGGACGAGUUGAUUGACGGGUGUGAGACCAACCAGGUGAAGCACGUGAUGCAGGUCAUCGAGCCGCAGUUCCAGAGAGACUUCAUCUCCCUGCUGCCCAAAGAGCUGGCUCUGUACGUGCUGACCUUCCUGGCCCCCAGAGACCUGCUGCAGGCCGCUCAGACCUGCAGGUACUGGAGGAUCCUGGCUGAGGACAACCUGCUGUGGAGGGAGAAGUGCCGAGAGGAAGGCGUGUCGGAGUCGUGCCAUCGCAGGAAGUGCUCACGGCCGGCGUUCAGUCCGUGGAAAUCGGCGUACAUCCGACAGCAGCGCAUCGAGAGCCGCUGGAGGACGGGCGGCGCGGGCGAGCCGAUGGUCCUGAAAGGUCACGACGAGCACGUCAUCACGUGUCUGCAGGUCAGCGGCGACCUCGUCGUCAGCGGCUCCGACGACAACACGCUCAAAGUCUGGUCCGCCGUCACCGGGAAGUGUCUCAGGACCCUGUCCGGUCACACCGGCGGCGUGUGGUGCAGUCAGAUGUCCGUUGCCACGGUGAUCAGCGGCUCCACUGAUAGGACGCUGCGUGUGUGGGACGCCGAGAGCGGCACAUGUACACACACCCUGUACGGACACACCUCCACGGUGCGCUGCAUGCACCUGCACGGGGACAGGGUGGUGUCGGGCUCCAGGGACACGACGCUGCGCGUGUGGGACGUGUCGACGGGCCGCUGCGCCCGCGUGCUCACGGGCCACGCGGGCGCCGUGCGCUGCGUGGCGUACGACGGGCGCCGCGUGGUGUCGGGAGGAUACGACCACCUGGUGAAGGUGUGGGACCCCGAGAGGGAGGCCUGCCUCCACACACUGCAGGGACACACCAACCGGGUGUACUCACUGCAGUUUGACGGCGUGUUCGUGGUCAGCGGCUCUCUGGACACGUCGAUCAGAGUCUGGGACGCAGAGACAGGUGGGUGUGUCCACACGCUGACGGGCCACCAAUCCCUGACCAGCGGCAUGGAGCUGAGGGAGCGGCUGCUGGUGUCGGGAAACGCCGACUCCACGGUGCGCGUCUGGGACGUGAGGACGGGCCGCUGCCUGCACACGCUGACGGGGCCCAACAAGCACCGGUCGGCAGUGACGUGUCUGCAGUUCUGCCGCGGUCUGGUUCUGUCCAGCUCUGACGACGGCACCGUGAAGCUGUGGGACCUGAAGACCGGGUCCUGGCUCCGGGACGUGGUGACCCUGCAGAGCCGGGGAGCAGGUGGCGUCGUGUGGAGGAUCCGGGCCUCCGACACGCGGCUGGUUUGUGCCGCCGGCAGCCGGAACGGGACGGAGGAGACCAAGCUGCUGGUCCUGGACUUCGACCCGGACCAGGACCAGGACCCGGAGGCCCAGACCCAGACCCAGUGAGGGGCGGAGACCCAGAGAGGGGGCGGGGUCACGCUUGUUCUUUUUGAUCAAAGUCUGGAUGGAUUCACUUCCUCUAACAGACAGGUAUGAAUGUCAACAACAACAACAACAACAGUCCUGGAGAGACGAGAACGUUGAAAUCUUCAAAAUCCGGCAACCAACGAAUGUUUUUUCUCUUGACGGAUAAAAACUAAAACGUCUCGUAGACGACUGAAGUUCAGGAGGAAACGCGGACAACAACAACAACAACAACAGUCCUGGGGGGACGAAACAACGAUGGAAUGUAACAAACCAAAUGUUGAGCAACUUGUUGCUCUGGACCAGUUUCUGUUUUCAAACCAGCGGUUUGUUUGUUUGUUUGUUUUAUUGUUUGUUUGUUUGUUUUCCACAUUGCCCGUCUCUCCCGCUGCCGUGCUACGAUGUGUUUGUUGUUUGUUUCGACGUGAAAGUGGCCAAACUGUAAACCAGGAGGCUCACAGCCGGAUCUAUGAAUUAUAUAUUUAUUAUUACACGUUAUAAUGAAACAUUUUAAUAAUGUUUUAAAUUUAAAUCUUUUUUUUCUGUUCAUAUUUAACUUUAAUUUAGCAGGAAAAUCAACAUCAGAACUUAAGAAGCAAAGAAAUGUUUAUUUAUUAUAUCCAUACACAACCACUUCAUUGUGACAUUUAAUUCACUAUUUAACACUAAAAUAUCUCUUAGUUAAUGUCACUAAUAUUUCACUUUGAAAACUUCACUUUCUUUUUUUUUUUACAAUAAAUUAAAAUGUAUUGUAGUAUUUAGUGUUUUAAUGUAUAAUCUUUUGUUGUUAUUCUAACAAUCUAAAUGUAAACAUUAAUGAUCUAAAUGAUCCUUCAUCAAUAAUUCACCUUUUUUCUUUACAUUUAACUCUAAAAUUCCCAAAAGUGAAAAGAAAAUUAAUAUUCAGAAAUAAAAAUCUUUAAUACAAAAUUAUUCAAAUUAAAUCGUUCCUGAGUUUUUGUUCGUAUAUAUUAUUAUUUUUGUUUUCACUUAGUUUAAAACACUUUUAUCACAUUUUUCAACGAACAACUUAAAAUCAAUCAAUUUAAUCUGAAAACCGCUUUUUAAUUAAUAAAAAAUAAUUCAUUAUCAUUUCACUGUAAAAAAAUUCAGUAUUUAUUUGAUUUAAAAAAUAUAUAUAUUAAAUAUAAUUGAGCUUUUUUGUUCACAAUCUAAAAUAUUAAAUCUAAUUAUUUAUUUGCUUCCAUAGUAAAUAAACGUUUGAUUUUCCUGCUUUAUUUAAGAACAACACUAAUUAUCAAACAGUUUCUCCUCAGCUCAAGAAAUAUUAAAGACAUAUUAACAACUUAAUAUAUUAUUAAAGAUAUUAAUUGUGAGGCUCCGACGUGUAAAAUACUGUAAAUAAAGAAGAUGUAAAUAUUCAGCUUUUUAUAUGAAGAAAACAAACAUUGUUCGUGGUGGAAAGAAAUGUGGAUCAAUAAAGUUUUAUAAAAAAAACA